Molecule: messenger RNA, 1782 nt
Organism: Cynara cardunculus var. scolymus (artichoke)
Lineage: Eukaryota; Viridiplantae; Streptophyta; Magnoliopsida; Asterales; Asteraceae
Product: protein NRT1/ PTR FAMILY 5.10-like
Exons: 5
Coding region: 1-1752 (583 amino acids)
Biological process (GO): dipeptide transport; transmembrane transport
Cellular component (GO): membrane
Molecular function (GO): dipeptide transmembrane transporter activity; tripeptide transmembrane transporter activity
Source: RefSeq, a predicted model, not a curated record
AUGCCAGAAGCCACUUGGGUGGCUGAUUCCCCUAAGACCAAAAGUCUGAACUGCUCUCACGUUGACAUGGAUGACAACGCCACCGGAGUUCAGUCUCCGCUCUUCAACAACUUCCUCCAUGGGGCCGUUGACUACAGAGGUCGUCCGGUUCUCAGAUCCAAAUCCGGCUGCUGGCGAUCUGCAUAUUUCAUAAUCGGCGUGGAAGUUGCGGAGAGAUUUGCAUACCAUGGAAUCAGUUCAAAUUUGAUCACAUACUUGACCGGACCACUGGGGCAAUCGACGGCUACGGCGGCCGAGAAUGUCAAUGUGUGGUCUGGAACGGCGUCGCUUCUUCCCCUCGUUGGUGCUUUCGUUGCUGAUGCUUUUCUCGGUCGAUACCUAACGAUUAUAAUUGCUUCUCUGCUCUAUAUACUGGCACUUGGGUUGCUGGCUCUUUCAACUUUGCUUCAUUCUGACUGUGAAACUGCCGUUGGUGCCUCAUCAUGUUCUGCUCAGCCCCAAGCUAUUAUGUUUUUCAUUUCGCUAUACCUUGUUGCAUUAGCCCAAGGCGGGCACAAGCCAUGCGUUCAGGCUUUUGGGGCUGACCAGUUUGAUUCAGACAAUCCAGAAGAAAGCAAAGCCAAAAGCUCAUUCUUCAACUGGUGGUACUUUGGACUGUGUGUCGGUCCUACAGUCGGGAUCUUUGUUCUUAGCUACAUUCAAGAUAACCUUAGUUGGGCUCUAGGCUUUGGGAUCCCUUGCAUCAUCAUGGGUUUUGCCCUGAUCAUAUUCUUGAUUGGAACCAUGACUUAUCGGUUUGGAGAGAGAACCGAGGAGAAAAGUGCUUUUAUCAGAAUCGGUCAGGUGUUUGUUAAAGCAGCUCGCAACUGGCGAACUACACAUUCAGCAAUAUCCGCGGUAGAGCAAGAGUGUGGAACCUUGCCUCAUCAAGAUUCUCAGCAAUUCAGAUUUCUCAACAAAGCUUUGGUUUCCCCUGAUGGAUCGCAAGAAGAUGGAACGGUUUGUAGCCUCGAUGAGGUUGAAGAAGCCAAGUCGGUUCUUAGACUAGUUCCAAUAUGGGCUAGCUGUUUAGGAUAUGCAAUCGUAUUCGCUCAAUGUUCGACCUUAGGUACCAAACAAGGAGCCACCAUGGACCGAUCAAUUGGGUCAAGUUUCGAGAUUCCAGCCGCCACACUCCAAUCGUUCAUCGGCAUCUCUGUGAUCAUCCUCAUUCCCAUUUACGACACCAUUCUGGUUCCUCUAACCCGAGCCGCUACCAGAAGACCCUCCGGCAUAACAAUGCUUCAAAGAAUCGGAACUGGCAUCUUCAUAUCGAUCCUUUCAAUGGUCGUUGCAGGGUAUAUCGAGACAAAACGACUCAGAACGGCUCGUGAGUACGGAUUAGUCGAUGAUCCAGGUGCGGUUAUCCCGAUGAAGAUAUGGUGGUUAUUGCCUCAGUAUCUGUUGGCUGGAGCCGGUGACGUGUUUGCGAUUGUGGGUAUGCAAGAAUUCUUCUACGACCAAGUGCCGAGCGAUCUCAAGAGCAUCGGGCUAGCGCUUUACCUCAGUGUGCUGGGGAUCGGUAGCUUUCUGAGCGGUUUUCUGAUCUCGAUUGUCAAGGAAACCACGGCUGGAAACGGUGAAGAUGGUUGGAUAUCGGAUAACUUGAAUCAAGGCCAUAUCGAUUAUUUUUACUACCUUCUGGCUGGAAUUAGCGUGGGGGCAUUUGUGAUGUAUAUAUAUGCAGCGAAAUCAUAUGUAUAUAAUUUGUGAUGUGGUUUUAUGAAAUUGUGUAAGGGCCGG